Molecule: messenger RNA, 2415 nt
Organism: Microtus oregoni (creeping vole)
Lineage: Eukaryota; Metazoa; Chordata; Mammalia; Rodentia; Cricetidae
Product: FERM domain-containing protein 7-like
Exons: 14
Coding region: 1-2415 (804 amino acids)
Cellular component (GO): cytoskeleton
Molecular function (GO): guanyl-nucleotide exchange factor activity
Source: RefSeq, a predicted model, not a curated record
AUGCAUCCGGACGAGACCAUGACCACAGAAGUUGCCUUUGCUCUGCAGCUUUUGACAGUGAGUGAGAUGUUGGCGCAUUCCCCGGGUGUGAACUGUCAUCGAGGGGCAUCUUUCUCGUCUAACCUUCAGAGAGGAGGUCAGGACUGGGUCUCUGGAAUCGUUGAGGAGAGAGGCUUUGGAGAGAAGAGAGGUGAUGCGUUUAAAGUCCAGUUGGAUUUCAUGUGGACCAAAGCAGAAGCUGCCCGGAUGAUAUUGAUCCCCAGCACUCAGCAGCGCAAACGCCCUUGGCACCCACGGCAUUCGGAAUCUGCUCGCAGCCCAACUGCCUCGCUAAGGAUGCUCCAUCUAAAAGUGCAGUUUUUGGAUGAUUCCCAGAAGAUUUUUGUGGUUGAUCAAAAAUCAUCCGGAAAGGCGCUCUUUAACCUGAGCUGCAGCCACCUUAAUCUUUCGGAAAAGGAAUAUUUUGGAUUAGAAUUCUGCAGUCAUUCUGGAAAUAAUGUUUGGCUGGAACUGCUGAAGCCCAUAACAAAGCAAGUAAAAAUGGACCCUGGACACCUUCGGGAAGAACUCACAAGGUAUCUUUUCACUCUUCAAAUCAAGAAGGACUUGGCUCUGGGAAGGCUCCCAUGCAGUGACAACUGUACAGCAUUAAUGGUGUCGCACAUCUUACAAUCAGAACUAGGAGACUUUCAUGAAGAAACAGUUAGGAAGCAUCUGGUACAAACCCAGUAUUUCCCAAGCCAAGACUGUUUAGAGAGCAAGAUCAUGCACUUUCACCAACAGCACGUGGGCCGGAGCCCAGCUGAAUCAGACAUUCUGCUACUGGACAUAGCUAGGAAAUUGGAUAUGUAUGGCAUCAGACCUCAGCCUGCCAGCGACGGCGAAGGGAUGCAGAUCCACCUGGCUGUUACUCACAUGGGAGUACUGGUGUUACGGGGAAAUACAAAGAUUAAUACUUUCAACUGGGCUAAGAUUCGCAAGCUGAGUUUUAAGAGAAAACAUUUUCUCAUCAAACUUCAUGCUAAUAUUUUGGUGUUGUACAAAGACACUUUGGAGUUUACCAUGGCUAACCGAGAUGCGUGCAAGGCUUUCUGGAAGACUUGUGUGGAGUACCAUGCUUUCUUCAGGCUUUCCGAAGAGCCCAAGUCAAAGCCCAAGACCCUUCUCUGCAGCAAGGGCUCCAGUUUCCGCUACAGUGGAAGAACUCAAAGGCAACUUUUGGAGUAUGGGAAAAAAGGGAGGUUAAAGAGCCUGCCGUUUGAAAGGAAACAGUACCCAUCUCAGUAUCACGAGCGACAGUGCAGGUCAUCACCAGACAUUCUCUCCGACGUGUCCAAACAAGUGGAAGACCUGAGACUUCCCUAUGGCAGCGGCUACUACCGAAACGCGGAUGGAACACACACAUCUGAGCCUAUGCUAGACAAGAGGAGGAGGAACUCGGCGGUAGAGGUGACAUUUGCAGCCGAGCUGGAGAGAUCCAAACCAGAGGCAGAUCCCACACCGCUCCAUCCAUCCCAAAGCAGUUCCUCUUUCACCUUUGUUUAUGCAGAUCCUGUCUUCAACACUGACCCGGAUCCCAUAGACUUUUUUGAGGAACGGAGCCCUCUAAGCUCCUUCCAGACAGGCUCGAAGUGUGUGGACAAUCACAUAAGCACAUCUCCUGCUUUCCCCAGCAAAGUGAGUCCAGCAAGGCAGCUCACAUACACCGAUGUGCCCUAUAUUCCUUGUACUAGCCAGCAGGUUGAUAUCAUGCCUCCUCAAGUCUUUUUUUACGUGGACAAGCCACCCCAGGUACCCAGGCGGUCUCCAAUCAUGGCAGAAGAAAAUGUCAGAUCAGACAGCUAUCUAGAUCCCAGUGCAGUAAAACCAGUCAAGAGGAGCCCCAGGAAUAGCAGGAUAAAAAGUUUACAGCAAGACCUUCAAGAAGCUAUGGCUAGAACUUGUGGGAGGAGCAAUAUCAGUGUAGACCUAGGGGAGGAAGAUUCACAUUUGGAUGAUGCUUUUCCAUAUAACCUUAAAGAGCAAACUCCUAAACGAUCUCAGAGCCAUUCAGACAUGAAAACUAUCCGUUUUCCUUUUGGGUCAGAAUUUAGACCUUUAGGGCCUUGUCCUGCUUUGACUCGUAAAACAGAACCCUUUACCUGUACAUUUGCAGAGCAGGAGUUCCCCACGGUUGUAAUGGAUCAGAGCUCGGCAGAAAGAUACGUAGUUAGUGAGUCCAGUGAUUCAGAAUCGGAGAUUCUGAAACCAGACUACUACUCUUUGUAUGGCAAAGGCACAAAGUCACCUAGGGCCCGAAUCCGCUUGUCGUCUGGUAGUCUACAGCUAGAUGAAGAAGAAGAAGAUAUUUCUUUCACCAUGCCAGAUGCUGAAGAUAGGACUUUGCUGAAGCCAUGCAACUAUUUCUUAGCUUAA